This is a messenger RNA of Drosophila navojoa, 1400 nucleotides long. RefSeq lists its product as uncharacterized. Gene Ontology annotation, cellular component: cytoskeleton. The record is from RefSeq and is a predicted model, not a curated record. Lineage: Eukaryota; Metazoa; Arthropoda; Insecta; Diptera; Drosophilidae.
AAGCAAGCAAAAAGUGUUUUUUUUUUCGUGUUUUUUUUGCUAUUUUUUUUUUUUUUUUUGCAUGCGCAGUUUGGCGCUCUCACGUGUUUGCGCCGACUGCGACGCCGACCGCGGAGCUUCGCAUUGCCGUUUGAUAAAUGCAAAGAUAUUCCCAUGCGGCCGUUUAGUACAUUUUCUACUGCUUAUUUUGUGUGCCGCCGCCCACUACUGUUACAUUUCCUACAGCUACUCUGCUGUUGCUGCUGCUAUUUAUUACUCCUGCUAGUGCAUAAGCGGAGGCCAUGUAGCCGUUACAGUGGGCCAAACAUUUAUUUGGGCUCUGCCGCUGCCGUCGUCGACAUCUCCAUUGUGGCGUCGUUUGCUGUGAUAAGCUCAGCUGCAGACUUCGGACGCUGCCAUCAUCUUACACAGAGAACGAGAGAGAGAGAGAGAGAGAGCUGCAGUAACUCGCCUCAAUGUCUGACGAAGUGCCUUUGGGACGUUUAUCGCAAAUUUUCGAUACUCUAACCAACUUACAACAACAACAACAGCAGCAGCAGCAGCAACAACAACAACAGCAGCAACAUCAGCUGCAGCAGCAGCAGCAGCAGACAGUGGCAGCGGAGCAGCUGCGUCGACGUUCUGCCUCCUCGUCGCCCUCACCGUCGGCCAGUGCCUCGGCGUCCUCGUCGGGCCGUGCCACGCCCGCCGCCGCGCUGGGCGUGGCCGCAACCCAGACACUCUACUACACGCACACGCACAACUACUUUCUGCGGCCGCAAGAUGGCGCCAGCUACCUGCACACAUUCCCCGCCACCGCCGCAGCGCAGCAUUCCUCGCACUUCUAUCAGCAGCAUCAGCAGAUGCAGCAUCAACAGCAGCUGCAGCUGCAGCAUCAGUUGCAGCAGCCGCCCUCGCUGCCCGGCCGGCUGUCGGGCUCUGGCUCCGGUUCGGCAUCCGGCUCCGGGUCUGGCUCCGGCACGCAGUCGCUGCACGCCUCGCCGCUGUUGGCCAAGCGCGCCACCUCGUUUAGCGGGCAGAUGCCGCUGACGCGUGCCGCCCAGUUGCAUGAGGCACGCCUGGCGGCUGCCUCGACGCCCAACAGUCCGCGGCUGAUGCCGCGGCGCGCGCCACGCCCGCCGCCCAUACCGGCCAAGCCGGCCAAGGAGCUGAGCGCUGCGAGUGGCGCUACGAAUGCGCCGGCACAUUCGCUGAAUCCCGUGCUCGCCGCCCUGGACGCUCCCGAUGCGCCCUGGCCGCACUUCUCGUCCCUCACCGAGCACCUGGACGUGCAUCAGCUGAACAACUAUGGACAGGCGUUGCCCGAGGUCAACUGGCAGGAGCGCUGCUUGGAGCUGCAACUGGAGCUGCAUCGAUCCAAGAAUCAGGCGGGCCGCAUUCGGGACAUGCUGCGAGAGAAG